ACUCACUGAUGUGAUCGGGCCUUGGGAUUCUUGCCGCCCAUUCCACGCGUCAGCAAGAGUUGAUUUUCCCUUCCUAGCAAAAAUCUGUUCUCUUUUUUAUCACGCGAGAAUUUGCUGAUGAAAAAACUCCACUCUUUUUUAUCUGUAAAAUAAGCAUCGCUACUUUCUAGACACUCGAUAGGCUCCAAAGAUUUGAAAUCUCUCCAUAUGUUCCUUCCUGUGACUGCAUCUCUCUCUCCCAACCUUCAGUUCUCUCUCAAAUAAGAGCAAAAUGGCGUCUUUUCGUCUCUUUUCCUGUUCCUCUUCUUCUCUUUAUACUGACUAUGAUGAAUCCUCCUCUUCAUCCCUCCACAUUCUGAAGCUGAGGCCUAGAUUCUUCCUUCUUCCGUGUUUCGAAGGAUCUCGGUUUUCAUCUCAUGUACUCAGCAGGAGAUUGUAUCCUGUCGUUUGUCGUGGUAGUGUUUCAGAAAGAGAAGCAAAGAUGGCUCCAGUAGACCGUAAAAAAGGAAAGGUAGCAAUUCGCAUUAGAUUAGACCAUCAAGUCAAAUUUGGUGAACACAUUGCAAUCACAGGUUCUUCCAAAGAGUUGGGUUCUUGGAAGAAAAAUGUGGACAUGUCAUGGACAGAGGACGGAUGGGUUGCAGAUUUGAAGCUCAAAGGUGGUGAGAAUGUUGAAUAUAAGUUUGUCAUUUUGGCCAAAGAAAAAACCACUAUAUGGGAGGAGGGUGAUAACCGAGCUUUGAAGCUACCAAAGGAGGGGAAAUUCGAGAUGGUUUGCCAUUGGAACCAGACCAGAGAGGCUGUUAACCUGCCAGCAUUUGAAGAUGAAGUUGAGGUUGGAUCAGAAGAAGUUGCAGUGGUGGAUGAUAAUAGUAAUAGUUCUCCAUUAUUGGUUGAAGUGCAGGAGCCUAGUGCAUUUGUUCAAGGGUGGCAAGGAAAGGUUGUCUCCUUCAUGAAAUCAAACAAACAUGGUGAGACAGAAAGUGCUAGGAGAUGGAAUACUGAAAGUCUUGAAGGCCCAGCACUGAAACUAGUCAAAGGUGACCAGAAUGCCAGGAACUGGUGGCGCAAGCUGGAAGUUGUGCGGGAGCUAUUAACUCAGAAUACUGAAGAAGAAAGCCGCUUGGAGUCCCUCAUUUAUUCUGCUAUCUACCUAAAGUUGAUCAACACAGGGCAGAUUCCCUGUUUUGAAGAUGGAGGUCAUCAUAGGCCAAACAGACAUGCUGAAAUUUCCAGGCUUAUUUUCUGUGAUCUGGAGAGGAUUUCCUAUUCAAAAAAUACAUUACCUGAGGAAAUACUCAUCAUUCGCAAAAUUCAUCCAUGCUUACCAUCAUUCAAGUCAGAAUUCACAGCAUCAGUUCCUUUGACGCGUAUAAGAGAUAUUGCUCAUCGAAAUGACAUUCCUCAUGAUCUCAAGCAAGAAAUCAAGCACACCAUACAAAACAAGCUCCACCGGAAUGCUGGGCCUGAAGAUUUGAUUGCUACAGAAGCCAUGCUUUCUAGAAUCACCAAGAAUCCUGGAGAAUACAGUGAAGCUUUUGUAGAACAGUUCAAGAUAUUCCAUGGUGAACUAAAAGAUUUCUUCAAUGCUGGAAGCCUAACUGAACAACUUGAGUCCAUCAAGCCAUCUUUGGAUGGGGAGAGCGUACAAGCCCUCUCCUAUUUUUUGGAGUGCAAGGAGAACUUGGACAAGCUAGAAGAAGUUAAUCAUUCCUUGGAAAGUGAUGCAAUGGACAUACUUAUGAAAACCUUGCAUUCUUUAACGGGCUUAAGAGCAGAAAUUCUGAAAGGUUUGGAAAGUGGUCUUAGAAAUGAUGCAUCUGAUGCUGCAAUAGCAAUGCGCCAAAAGUGGCGACUUAGUGAGAUUGGCCUGGAGGACUUCUCUUUCGUCCUUUUAAGCAGAUUCCUCAAUGCUAUUGAGACUAUUGGUGGUUCAUCUUGGCUUUCCCAAAAUGCAACUUCAAAAAAUGUAGGUUAUUGGAACCAUCCCCUUGCUGCCCUUAUCAUUGGAAUUCGGCAAAUGGGGCUUUCUGGGUGGCAGCCGAAGGAAUAUAUGGCAAUUGAAAAUGAGCUACUUGCUUGGAAGGAGAAGGGUCUUCCUGAAGAAGAUGAGAAGGAGGACAGUAAGUCCAUUUGGGGUUUGAGACUCAAGGCUACUCUGGACAGAGCUAGGAGGCUUACUGAGUCAUAUUCUGAAUUACUUCUUCACAUUUUUCCUGAUAAAGUCCAGAAGUUAGGAAAUUUCUUGGGCAUUCCCGAGAAUACUGUGAGAACAUACACUGAGGCUGAAAUCCGAGCAGGUGUUGUUUUUCAGGUGUCGAAAGUCGGCACCCUUCUUUUGAAAGCACUAAGGACUACAUUAGGAUCACAAGGUUGGGAUAUAUUGGUUAACGGGAUGGCAGUUGGAACCCUUCGAGAGGUUGAAAGUAUAAUUCCUGGUUCUCUACCAUCAUCCACGGAGCCUGUCAUUCUACUUGUAAACAGAGCUGAUGGUGAUGAAGAGGUGAAGGCUGCUGGAAGCAACAUUGCAGGGGUGGUGCUUUUGCAGGAACUCCCUCACCUAUCUCAUUUAGGUGUUAGGGCUCGGCAAGAAAAAGUUGUCUUUGUUACAUGUGAAGAUGAAGAAAGAAUUGCUGAUAUCCGAAGACUCGUUGGACAUUCUGUGAGGUUGGAAGCAUCUUCAAAUGGUGUUAAUUUAUACGCUUCCUCUUCUAAUGACGACAAAGGGGCUAAUACAAUAAAUAGCCAUAUCAUUCAAACUUCUGUGCGAGGGAAGGUUUCUCCUACCUGGUCCUCAAGCAAGCUUCCUGAAACAAAUAAGGUUUUGGAGCUUACAGAUGCAGAUGUGCACAAGGCUGGUGCUAAGGCAGCUGCCUGCGGUCAACUCGCUUCGCUUGCUGAACUUUCUACCAAAGUCUACAGUGACCACGACAUCCCUGCGUCCUUCCGAGUUCCAGCCGGAGUUGCAAUACCCUUCAGCUCCAUGGAAGCAGCCCUCAAGGCAAGUGGCUCCCUCCCAGUUUUCCGCUCCCUCCAUGAAAGCCUCGAGACUGCCGUGAUUGAGGGCGGCCACCUCGACAAACUAUGUGCUGAUCUCCGCUCCCUUAUAUCCUCCCAAUGCCCUUCCAAACCAAUACUUGUCACCAUCGCUGAGCGCUUAGGCAAGAUGCCAAUGCUCAUAGUGCGCUCAAGUGCCAAUGUCGAGGAUCUUGCAGGCAUGUCGGCAGCUGGCCUCUAUGACUCCAUCCCCAAUGUGGGGCCUACCCCAGAGGCUCUCGGGCCUGCUGUAGCAUCAGUGUGGGCUUCUUUGUACACAAGGAGGGCUGUCCUAAGUAGGAGAGCCGCCGGCGUUCCCCAACAUGAGGCCGCCAUGGGGGUUUUGGUGCAAGAGAUGCUAAUGCCAGAUGUCUCUUUUGUGCUCCACACGGUUAGUCCAUUUGACGGUGAUCCUUCAUGUGUCCAUGCUGAGCUGGCACCUGGGCUCGGGGAGACCCUUGCUUCUGGCACACGUGGCACCCCUUGGAGGCUCGCUUCUGGCAAAUUGGAGCAGAAUGUGAGGACACUGGCAUUUGCCAACUUCAGCGAGGAGCUAGUAGUGGACAAAGGUGGGGUGGUGAGACGAACAGUGGAUUAUAGUAGGCAGUCUCUGACCGUGGACGGGUUGACGAGAUUGCGGCUAGGACAGAGGCUGGGUGCAGUGGGGUUCUUCCUGGAGCGCAAGUUUGGGUGCCCACAGGACAUUGAGGGGUGUGUGGUUGGUGGGGAUAUUUAUAUAGUGCAGUCUCGCCCGCAGCCUGUGUAGGCUCUACGUACCAUACUUCUUUGCCAUUGUAUUUGAGUCUCUUCCGAAUUCCAAAAUACAGGGGAUGUCGUAUCCUUCUCGUCUUUUCUAUGUUUGUUGUUAAAUUAUUUUUUUGUCCACCUGUUUUUCUAUGAUUAUGUUCGUGCAUGUUCUUGGAAAAGUUCUCAUUAGUUGUAUCUUGUGAAAUUACUGUGGAUGUUUUAAUAUAUGCUAAUGCUCAAUAAGCUCUUUCCUUUUCAUCUC
Amborella trichopoda is the source of this 4045-nucleotide messenger RNA. RefSeq names its product chloroplastidic phosphoglucan, water dikinase (ATGWD3) (gene PWD). Gene Ontology annotation, molecular function: kinase activity; starch binding; ATP binding. The record is from RefSeq and is a predicted model, not a curated record. Gene Ontology annotation, biological process: phosphorylation. NCBI's taxonomy places the organism in Eukaryota, Viridiplantae, Streptophyta, Magnoliopsida, Amborellales, Amborellaceae.